Messenger RNA from Nematocida minor, 1626 nucleotides. RefSeq lists its product as uncharacterized. The record is from RefSeq and is a predicted model, not a curated record. The transcript has a single exon. Bases 1 to 1626 code for a protein of 541 amino acids. Lineage: Eukaryota; Fungi; Microsporidia.
AUGGUCCUAAGAAAAGUUGAAUUGAAGGUAAACCUAGGUGGAAUGCUGCAGGCAUACCAAUCUAUUGAUACUAGCCAGCCUAACGAUGUGUUUAAUAAAUACGACGAGAAGGUAGCAUUUUUAUCUAUACUAAGGGACAUCUUUACGAAGAACCUAGAAAUAGAAAGUGAUGAGCUCAGUGGGGAAGAAAAGGAAAAAAUACUAAAAGUUAUCAAGAAUAGGCUCUAUACGUACUUCAUAGACAAUGCGUACCAAGUGGAUGCUAUAUACGAUUUAUGCGAUGCAAUAAAAAGCAAAAAAAAUAAAGUGGUUAAAACCGAGUUUAUCCAUCUAGUUAACGACAUGAUAAAGCCAAACUCGCUCAUAUACGACCCAGAGUAUGGCAUUCACAGACAGAUAAAGAAUGAAGCAGUGGAGCACAUGCUCUCCGAUGAUAAAAACCCCAACUUAACGACUAGAACAUACACUCUGGAGAUCGACGAUGCAAAGUUUUCAAACUUGGACGGCUUGCUUCAAUUUACCGCAGAGAGUCUGGAAAAUCUGUUCUUGGGCUAUGUUACGGUUUCUCGCAUAGCACUGAGCCUACGUAUUUUAAAAGAGCACUCGGGCAUAAAAACAUUUUACACUGCAGAAGAGCUGUAUGCAAAGACCAAAGAAACAGGUGUUCCGCUGGUCGAUUACGGACUGCAGUUUGUUCAGAAAAAUCACCAAAAGCUUUGCAGUCUAUUUCAGGAAAUUAGAAAAAGAAAGAUGGACUCUGGAGACAAUUCGAAAGAUAUAGCUAAAAAAAUUAGAAAAGUGUUUACCAAAGAAGAAGACUUAAAAAUAGUCAUUUCUAUUGCUAACCAUCUGGGAGACAUUCAACGAGAAAAGAGAAUAGAUAAAUACAUAACCAAAGUAAUAGAAUACAUGGCAAACACUGGAAUGCUGAAAGAAACAGAUGGUGCACCAAACACUCUGAGGCUAGAUGCUGAUUUAAGCAACUUUGAAAAAGAUUACUUGGUCGCUACAAAUCUAAAAAAACUAGCGAGCAAAAGAAAAUAUGAAGUCAUUCAAAAAAUAAAAGAGAAGGGAGAGGCUUUGGCAAAAGAGAGGGGAAAGUACCAACAAGCAGGAGAUGGAGAGACCGAAGAAAUAAUGCGCUCUAUUAAUAGCCUGAAAAACGAUAUAUAUCAGCUGAAGUGUGCUGAAAAGAAGGAAAUUCUAGCAUACAACAACAUUUUUGAGCUUUUAUGCAGUUUGCCCUUCCUUCCCAUCCUCUCUCCAGCACAGAAAAAGUAUCUGUUUAAAAAGACAGAAGCAUUUGGAAACUCGCUAAACAUAAAAGUGGUGACAAAGGAAACAGAAGAACAGAGGGAAGUAGAUGGAUAUAUAAUGCUAGAAAAACUAAAAAUAGAAGAGACAGAGGAAACAAAGCCUUCUUCAUCAGUUUUACUGCCCCGCAAAAAAGGCUUAAUUGGAACACUGCUACUAGGCGGUAUUACUCUUAUAGCAACAUCAGCACUGUCUCUCAAGCAUAAUUAUUCGAAGAAUAGCCAGAGAAUAGGUGAUACUAAUACUGAUAAUCUAUACUAUGCCAUGGACAGCAGCCAACUAAGAAACAUGAACAGCCAUAGCAUAUCUUGA